Messenger RNA from Pogona vitticeps (central bearded dragon), 1021 nucleotides. Lineage: Eukaryota; Metazoa; Chordata; Lepidosauria; Squamata; Agamidae. The record is from RefSeq and is a predicted model, not a curated record.
AAAUGUGCUGGAGCAGUCUGAUUUGCAUAGUUGCCUGUGAGUGGCAGCCCUCUACAUUCAUGGGUUUGAUAAUCUACCAGGCUCAUUACCUGGGAGGGAGAAGUCCUGAAAUAUACCUUGGAUCCUCAGAUUUCAUCUUCUGCCUUUUGUCUUCCUGAGAGGAAGGAGAAAUUCGGCCCUCUGCUUAUAACAAAGACUUCAGGGUACAAAACCCCUUGAGAUCUCACCUUCACCACCACCAUGACUAUCUUUUUGGCUGUAAGCUUUUGCCUCUUGGUUGCUUUGGAACCUGUGAACUGUCAAAGAGUUAACAGAUCUCUUCAGCCAUGGAUGCAGGGUGCCAUUGCAGUCACUGUCUUCUUGGUUUUGGCAAUGGUCGCCUUUGUCAUCAACAGGUUAUGGUGUCAGGACAAAAAUGAUUCCUUGGAGGAGCAAAACAAAGGGCUUUCCAUGACCGACAAAAAGGAAGAUCUGGUCAUGUCUAAUGGUACAGAAGGGAGAUAUUCAACAGCUGCGGCAGAUUUUAGAUGUGAAGAGGGGCACCAUGUCUAUGAAAACAAAGUUGAAUUGGAGUGUGAAAACGCAACCGUACACCACAGCGCAAAUGAUAUACAUGUUCUUACCACCUGCAUGUAGCAUCUUUCUCCCUGAGCAUCUCUCACAUCUGACAUUUUUCCCUUUCAAAGCCUCCAUAACACCACACAUGAUGAUGAGACCAGUUUUGUAUGUAAUUUUUCUUUUUGGUGCAUGGAUUUCAUCACUCUGUUACAAAGCGCUGACUAUAGCCAAGGGCACUCUUCUUCACAUUACAUUUUUUUUGCUUUCUUUUUAUUGUGAGUUAAGGUCUGCAAUUAACCACACAAUGCUGCUGGGCAGAAAAUAACUGCCCACUGGGUUCUUUCUUACAUGUUGAUGCAAAAGGGGUUCCACCAAAACACUUGUUAUGGGAUCAUUUCUUGGCUCCUUUUUCACCGAUCUUUGUUCUUCUGUCUCAGCAGCUUUUAUUAAAUUGCUACUAAUA